Molecule: messenger RNA, 1316 nt
Organism: Cornus florida
Lineage: Eukaryota; Viridiplantae; Streptophyta; Magnoliopsida; Cornales; Cornaceae
Exons: 2
Coding region: 654-1049 (131 amino acids)
Source: RefSeq, a predicted model, not a curated record
CAAAAUGUCUCAAUGAUGAAUGUUUAUUCCUUGUCUGCAAAAGAACAUAACUUGUGAUACAGUGUGUGGUAUUUCUGUAUUACAUGCAUUUCUUACUAUAAAUAGCCAAGUAGGUGGAUCUGUCCUUUAUAUUUGGAAAAUUAUUGGCUUUGAACUAGCCAAGCUGAGUCUUGCUCUGACUCUGCUCAAAAAAUUAAUGCUUUAAAAAAUAUGAUCAAGCUGGCCUUUUCUCUUGAGCCUAUCUUAAACAAGCAUCUAAAUAAGCCAAUCUUGACUAGAUUGUCUUUUUUGUGUAUUCCUAGAUUCUUAGUAGCUUAUUGAAUCAAUUUGAGCCAAUCUGGAUACUAAAGUCGCAGUAUGAUGAGCUGGCUUGUUUAUCUUACUAGCUUAUCUCGAACAUGCUUCUAAUCAUGUCAAUCAUGAACCAAACUUGAGUGGUUUGGUUCACUUUAUAGCCCCAGUAAUCAUCAAGGACAGAAGUGUCUUCCUUUAAUUAGUGUAACACGCUAGGACAGAAGUGUCUUCCUUUAUCAGGUAUGCUUUGGUUUCCCCUUCAAUCGUAUUCAUUACCGAUCUUUGGCAUUCAAUAACUCAGAAACAUUACCACUGUUUGUGAUUAUUUUUGGCUUCUAAACCUUUCUGAAUAUCGGAAGAUGAUGACCGGAAAAUCAGUUAAGUCUGUAGCAAAAGCAGUUGGAGAGUACCAGUAUCCAUGGCAAGAGAAGUUGGCAAGGUACAAGGAUGAGCUCUCUAAGGGUGUGUGGGGUUACUGGGAGCUUGGUGCAUGGAAACGUCUUGGCAUCAGUGCGCGCCAUCGAGCCUGUCUCCGCAAAGUAGUUCUAGUUGCUGGAGAAGAUUGGACAUACGAUCCAGAAAGGAAAGAGAUGAAAACCAAAAGGAAAGGGCACAAGUGUGAUAGGAUAGUAGCACAGAAUCGGGCUACUACUGCUGAAUUAAUGCAGAAAAUGCCUCAAAUGUUGGCAGAUUACAGAAAGAGAAGGUGGGAGAAGAAGAUGAAUGAAGAGGAUGCCAAGGCUGAAAAAAAUUAGGUCCCAUUUUACUCUUAUCCUUUGCAAACCAAUUUUCCGUGAACAAAUUUGCUUGGUUGAUGAUGUUGAUGAUCAUGUCAACUCUUGUCCUUUUCAAACCAAUUUUCCGUGAAUAAAUUUGCUUGGUUGAUGAUGUUGCUGAUCAUGUAAAGCGUUUUUAUAAGAUGGUUCUGUUCUUAUUUUCUCUUCCUUUUGUAGUAAACAGUUAACAUGCUGAAUUGUUCUUUUGAUAGACCUUGCAAUAUAUGUGACAGGUUUUUGGCUUAA